Harpegnathos saltator (Jerdon's jumping ant) is the source of this 2252-nucleotide messenger RNA. RefSeq lists its product as uncharacterized. The transcript is spliced from 2 exons. The coding region runs from base 97 to 1395 and encodes 432 amino acids. The record is from RefSeq and is a predicted model, not a curated record. NCBI's taxonomy places the organism in Eukaryota, Metazoa, Arthropoda, Insecta, Hymenoptera, Formicidae.
UCAACAAUUUCCUAAACACCCAGAAACACUUUGCCAACACCUGAGUAGUGCUCUCCGAACAAUUGCCGAGUGAACACUUAUACCAGGUAUAUCAAUAUGGCGCAAAUUCAAAUGGUGAAUACAUAUCGUGGGAAAAUUUCAUCUAUAUACUAUAAUAAGUUUUUCCAUCCGAACAUUUGCCACGUUUGCAAAUUCAAUGGCAUUGUCAAAAUGUGUAAUAAGUGUUACAUGAUUUCGUACUGCAGCGAGGAACAUAAAAAGUUGCACGCAAGGGAGCACGAGGACAUUUGUAAAAUUAUAGUGAAAUCAUUAAACGCAAAUCCAGAAUGGUUUACCCGUUCUAUUCCACUGAAAGAUUGGAUCGAAUCAAAGAAGAAAUUAUUGAAUUUGGUGAAGGUCCAUUUACAGCGUGAACUACUGCCAUACGAAGUGCAAAUGUUCAUGUGCGCGAAAUCAUGUUUUACUUGUCAGAAACAGAUUGAUCUGUUGUGUUGCACUGGGUGUUAUUCCGUCAACUAUUGCGUUGAUCACGUUAAAGAAUAUCAUGAGUAUCAUUACAUCAACAACUGUAAACAACUCGCUUUGAGUCUCAACUUAGACAUCGCGGAUAUUAAUUUCUCAUUUGAUGAAGAUAUAAUGCAGAAGUUUCUGAAUUUUCCUGAUGACCAGAAACCUUUCGACAACAUGUUGUCGUUUUUCGCGCAAUAUAUACUAAAAGUAGAUAGAAGAAAUCGCAGUUGGACUCAUGAAGAUUAUAUCUCUUCUGAUUAUAUAUCAGGACCACUGACAAUCUAUAAUGGGAUGAAGAAGGCAAAUUUACACCUUGAUAAACUAAUAUUUGAAAGGCCUGCAUAUACCUGUAUCAUUCAUAUUAUAGCCGCAAAUAUCGUCGACAGAAAGAGUUUGCCAGCUUGGGAAUUGUUGUUACAUUACCUCGAAAAAACCGUGGAAACACUUAUAAUAAUAAUGAUAGGGCCAGAAUUGCAGUCCGAAUUUGGUGAAUACAAUGUCUGUGUUAAAUGUAAAAAGUAUAAGCAGAAGCUUAUUUUUGAAUCAUAUCCUAUUUCGUACUACGAAUAUGUAUCUAGUUUAGAAUAUAAAAAACCAAAUAUAAUCGCAGGUUUUCAGCCAGAUUUUAAGACGGGGACAUGGUCGAGAUGUUUAUUAGCAUUACAGACUCAGAGAUGCCCGUUACUUUUAACCGCUAAAUCGCAAAUUGAAAUGAAUGAGAACAUGUCAGAGAUAUAUGAGGUUCUCAAAAAAACAGAAAAGGACUUAAAUGCUACUUUUUCCGAUUUAAAUGAAUACUGUGCUCUUAGACCAUACAGAGAUUUUGAUACUAAUAAUCUGUUCUUUCGUAAUGAGUAUAUGUUAAUCUUAAAAAAUUUGCUUUAAAGAAUCUUAGUCGGCUAAUUGCGCACAGAGAUAAAAGUAACUCUCGUGUGCGAUUUUGUCAUCACUUGUGAAUAUUAUUGUAAGUAAUUUGAAAAAUAAGUUGCUUAUAUAAGUUAUUAUUAUACGAAUAAAUAAUAUAUGUUCUAAUAAAGCAUACAAAUUUAAAUGUGUGUGUAUGUGUGUGUGUGUGUGUGUGUGUGUGUGUGUGUGUGUGUGUGUGUGUGGAUUUAUUGUAUUUUUAUUUCCUACAAUUAUUGUGUCAAAUUUGUGUACCAUGAACAUUCCGACAAAUUUAAACCGAUAAUAAAUAUUAGUAAAAACUUUUAUAAAUAUACGAUAUCGAAUGUCUUUUGUUAUAUAUUUCGCGACAUUAUUGACUUGAUAUAACGGAUAUUUGUAGUUCGUUACGUCCAGAGUCACAAUUGAAAUUGUCAACAAUACCCAAGGCACGAGGAGACGUUUGUAAACACUUGAAAAGUGUCUCGCUCAAAUAUUCGAUGAGAUGGCAUACAUACAACGAAUAUAGAAUUUCGUUACCUUUUCUGAAAUAUUGAGUUUUUGUACAUUAUUUCGUAAAUGAUAUAGAUAAAAUAAUAGUUGUAGAUCAUUUCUAAAACUUUAAUUCGCAAACAUCAAUCGCACAGGCAUGUUGGUAUAAUCAGAGUGUUUAAACAUUGCGGACUACGAACACUUCAUCAGUUCUCUAGCUAGCUUUUUCUAUCCGAAGAAAAACAUUCGUCACGUUUGCAAAUCGAGACGACUUUGUGUACACAAUAAAACUCGUAAUAUACAGAACACGCAAAGACAAAUAUCUCCGACGAUCCAACAUAUUCUAGCAACAUUUGCAAAGCAUGUGU